This is a messenger RNA of Pongo pygmaeus (Bornean orangutan), 7326 nucleotides long. RefSeq names its product olfactory receptor 51L1. The record is from RefSeq and is a predicted model, not a curated record. Gene Ontology annotation, molecular function: G protein-coupled receptor activity; olfactory receptor activity. The coding region runs from base 746 to 1693 and encodes 315 amino acids. Gene Ontology annotation, biological process: G protein-coupled receptor signaling pathway. Gene Ontology annotation, cellular component: plasma membrane. The transcript is spliced from 3 exons. Lineage: Eukaryota; Metazoa; Chordata; Mammalia; Primates; Hominidae.
GUCAAAGGUUUUCAAAACCUGAGGUUCAUAGAGACUCAAAAUUGUAGCACCUUUAAUCAGUACAGGUUUGACUUUCAGGUAGAGAUGGGAAGUUUUCUCAGGUGAGAGAUAAGACAAUAAGAGCAGCAACUUAAACCACAGAUACGCAAAGAGAAAUUAGAAGAAAGAAACAGCCAAUCAAAGGGACUGGAAAAAAUAGAGGAUUACAUGCUGAAAAGACACAAAUUUAGAUAAAAACAAAAUAUAAAAAAAUGGCAGCAGGAAGGAGACUAGAAAAGAUAGUAAAGAUAAUUUGACACAUACAAUGAGACAAAGAGAGAAAAAGCCACAGACAUAGGAACAGAAAGAAAAUAUGACUUUACCUAUAGUGAAGAAAAGUUUAGUCAGAGAAAGACAAAAUGGAACUGUGGAUCAUUUGAGAAAUGGGCUACUGAUUGCAAAUUAACUAGGCAUAUUGAUUCAAUUGCCUUAUGUUUAAAUUUCAGAUCAGAGACUAAGGGUCCAGAAGGAGGGUUGAGGGAAUUGCUGAGAUGUUGCUACAGAGAGAUGUUGCUGAAAUCUAUGAGGCCCAGACUCUAAGGGCAAGGGCCGACAAGAGAUACCACCUUCCUUCCUCUGUGAGGUUAGAGGAAAGACGUAUUUUUGUCCUGAUUCCAUUAUUUGUACUCAAAAGAGAUAACUUCGAGGGAUCAGGAAGGAAAACACGAACCAUUCCUCACUAUUUGCUGAAUUACCCAAAGUCACUAUGGUAGACUGGAAUAACAGUGAUGCAAUGGAGCCCAUAUUUAUCCUGAAGGGUUUUCCUGGACUGGAGUAUGUUCAUUCUUGGCUCUCCAUCCUCUUCUGUCUUGCAUAUUUGGUAGCAUUUACAGGUAACGUUACCAUCCUGUCUGUCAUUUGGAUAGAAUCCUCUCUCCAUCAGCCCGUGUAUUACUUUAUUUCCAUCUUGGCAGUGAAUGACCUGGGGAUGUCCCUGUCUACACUUCUCACCAUGCUUGCUGUGUUAUGUUUGGAUGCUCCAGAGAUCCAGGCAAAUGCUUGCUAUGCUCAGCUGUUCUUCAUCCACACAUUCACAUUCCUGGAGUCCUCAGUGUUGCUGGCCAUGGCCUUUGACCGUUUUGUUGCUAUCUGUCUUCCACUGCACUACCCCACCAUCCUCACCAACAGUGUAAUUGGCAAAAUUGGUUCGGCCUGUUUGCUACGAAGCUUGGGAGUUGUACUUCCCACACCUUUGCUACUGAGACACUAUCACUACUGCCAUGGCAAUGCGCUCUCUCAUGCCUUCUGUUUGCACCAGGAUGUUCUACGAUUAUCCUGUACAGAUGCCAGGAUCAACAGUAUUUAUGGGCUUUGUGUAGUCAUUGCCACACUAGGUGUGGAUUCAAUCUUCAUACUUCUUUCUUAUGUUCUGAUUCUUAAUACUGUGCUGGGUAUUGCAUCUCGUGAAGAGCAGCUAAAGGCACUCAACACAUGUGUAUCCCAUAUCUGUGUGGUGCUCAUCUUCUUUGUGCCAGUUAUUGGGGUGUCAAUGGUCCAUCGCUUUGGGAAGCAUCUGUCUCCCAUAGUCCACAUCCUCAUGGCAGACAUCUACCUUCUUCUUCCCCCAGUCCUUAACCCUAUUGUUUAUAGUGUCAGAACAAAGCAGAUUCGUCUAGGAAUUCUCCGCAAGUUUGUCCUAAGGAGGAGGUUUUAAGUAACCUCUAUCCUCCAACUUUCCACUGAAAAUCUCAUGGAAGCUAUUUCAGUAUAUGAAAAGUAAAAUAUCUUGGUGUUGCUCAUCUGGUUAAAAUCCUAAUUCUUUCACUUCUUAUACAUGUAAUUUCAGUUAAUCUUUAACCAAUAUGAAACUCAGGAUUUUUUUGGACAAAUUGUGACAACUAUGGCCUUAUGUUGUCCCCAGGUCACUACAAGACUUAUAAUAGAAAAUGUAUGUGCUAAAUCAAGUUUUUUGAAAACUAUACAAAAUUAUUAAUGUUAUUAAGUUGUCAUUGUUGUCAAUGAUAAUAAUAGCAGUAUUUUCCUUCUUAAAUGUAACUAUGUUUAUAUUGUUUCUCAUGCUAAUUAUCUAAAACUCAGAAAUUAAUCUCUAUCUCUUUUACUAAUACUGCUGCACGUAUUUUGUUUUUCAUGCUACAAUGUCAUAACUGUUUAUGAAAAAUUUGAGUCCUUAGGGCAAUUUUGGAACUUGAGUUCCUGACAGGAUUUUGACCUGCUGCUGUGGCCAUUUGCUAUGUACAAGUUCUAAUCUCAUCACUUAGUGAUGUGUCCUUUCUCUCAUUGCUAUUCUAGAUCUAUCAGCUUCCUCAAUUUGCCAGCAAAUACUGAGUUAGAUACAUGGGAGUGUUACCAAAUAUAGUUUCAGUUGCUUGCCACUUGCAAAAUCAAAUAACAAGAAUGAAGGUGGUAAGAAGAAAGUUACUAUUCCAGAGCUUAGUGAUGAGGAAGGGCCAGAUUUGUACUGAAAGGAGACACUUCAGCAUUCUGGGCAGAAAGCAGGGUUUUAAUAAGAGAAAUUUUGGUAUGCAGGCCAUGCAGAAGGCACAUAGACUUGUGGGGUCUAUAUGGCUUGCUCACGGAUGUUUAUCUUGGGUCAUCUGGUGGGUCAUCCAGUGGUCUGGCCAGUGGGGGAGAAUUUGGUAGGAUGCUUGGUUUGUUUUAAGUCUUGGUCUAUGGAACUUCUUUUUCUUUCUUUUUCUUUUUUUUCUUUUGAGACUGAGUCUUGCCCUGUCACCCAGGUGGAAGUGCAAUGGCGUGAUCUCUGCUCACUGCAACCUUUGCCUCCUAGGUUCAAGCAAUUCUCCUGCCCCAGCCUCCCGAAUAGCUGGGAUUACAGGCAUGCGCCACCAUCCCCAGCUAAUUUUUGUAUUUUUAGUAGAGGCGGGGUUUCCCCAUGUUGGCCAGGCUGGACUCGAACUCCUGACCUCAGGUGAUUUGCCCACCUUGGCCUCCCAAAGUGUUGGGAUUACAGGCGUGACCCCCCCAGACCAGCUGGCCUAUGGAACGUCUAAGAAAACAUAGAGUAAUAUAACGAAGUCAUGCUUGCAGGUGGUUUGGCCAGUGGAAAGAAAGGGAUGUAAACGUUGUAAUUGCAUUACUAAAGAGCAAAGUAAGAGGUGAGGGAAAAGGGGAAAAAUUGUAAAAUAUAUAUUUUUUUUAAGAAAAUGGGGUACUCAGUUACAGGAAUUGCUGAAGAAAGCCUGACAGUACAUGUCUAACCAUCUGGGCAAUUGUGUUGACUCUGUUCAAUACUAUAGGACAAGAUUUUAUGUCUUAAUUUGUGAAUGGUUAAGAGUUGUGCACAAUCUCAAUCCUCAUCUUUUAAUAAUACUUUUACCUCUUGUUCUACAUGCCUGUGUGGAUCUGUAGUAUUGUGUUUUUAACCAAUUUAUUUUUGAUAACCCAUUACUUUUUUCUUUUUCACUAGAGUGAACUACAGAUAUGUUUUUAUGGGUGAUAUUUUAUUAUUUCAUAUAAAUUCACUUUCUUUUCAGCUGUAUUGCACACUUUUUGAAUAUGGGGCCAUGUGUAUUACCUUAUCACAGCACUAUACAGCUGGUCUUCCCCAACAAUCAUGAGUACUCAUUAAAUAAUUGAAAUAACUAUUAUAGUUAUUGCUGUUAGUACUGUGGAUAUAUAAAUAGCAAAAUGCAUAAUGUUAAUGUUAAAUAAUGAAUGUUUAAUAGUGAAGAUACAUAGAAAAAGAUUAGUAAAAUUAAGUGUAACCAAUGGUAUUGGAACAGGUACAUUUUAUAAUAUUGAUAUAUUAAUAAGUGGUCAAUUUUACUUGAGGACUUAAGAAUCAAUAAUCAGAGUAGUUGACACUUUCACUGUGCAUUGUGAGUCAAAUUCAUUCUUGACCAGUUGAACACAGUUGGAAAUAAAGUGGCGUACCAAAGCUGGCACAUAAGAGACAAUUGUGCAUAUCUUGUUCUGCUUUUGUGCUCUGUAAUGUCAUAUAGGUGGUUUGAAAUUGGUUAUGAUGGAAGUAUUUAAACUACAGAAAUUGGUAAACAUUAUAUAUCAGGGCUUUAAAUUUUUUCUUAGAGAGGAGGUGGUUAAACACUUACCAACACAUCACUGGGAAAGGUAUUCUAGAAAGAGAAGGUAACAUGAAGAAAGCAAAGAGUUUAGAAAGAGUGUGUGUUAGUAACAUUCUUCAGUCUAACUUAAAACUUACCCAAAGCAUUUUGCAUUUCCUCCCGCAAAAAAAAGGGCUCUGACAUGGGCUAUGAUGGACAAAGACAUGCAGUUUCAGCCCCAUUUCAAUGAAAGACUUGUAGUCCCCGCUGCUGGCAGUAAGUCCAGUAGAAAGCCUUCAAUUUUUUUUUUUUACCUUUUCAGGAAUUGCCUCGGCUGGAGAAAUGAGCCUUGCCUGGGGUCAUCCACUGACCCAUUAAAUGACUAAGGUAGAAAUUUGGAAAGGUCUGGCCCCUUCAGCCCAGUGAAGAAAACAUUCACUGGGCAAUUUUAUAUCCAGGACUCCCUGUGAUGUUGGACAAGGCUACCUUCAGGCCUGAUUCACAGCUCAACUUUUCCUUCUGCCCAAUCCUACCCACUUUCAUUCCUUUUCAUUUUUAAGAUGAUUAUCCCAGGGACUCUCUUAUUAAACAAACUGCACACUAAAUUUUACCUCAAAGUCUGCUUCCCAGAGAACCCUGAAAUGAGAAGUUCUCAGAAAACCUGUGACAUGAAAGUGUUAGGGGUGGCUAAUAUCCAAGUCUCAUGACAUCAAAUAUAGUACCGGUGGAAGGUAUUCAAGUUACCAGUGGCAAAUCCAUAUGGGUCUGCAGCAACCUCAAUUUUUGCCUCCUCAGAAGAAAGAAAUUGACUGAGGGGCGUAAGGCAGAGAAAGAGAUCAAGGCAAGUUUCGAGCAGGAGUGGAAGUUUAUUUAAAAAUGCUUUAGAAGAGGAAAAAAGGAAAGUAUGCUUGGAGGAGACCCAAGUGGGUAAAUUGAAGGACAAGUGCUGUGUUUAACCUUAUUCCUAGGACUUUAUAGUCUGGCCCCUUUCCCGUGAUCCUUCCCUUAGAGUGGGCUACCCACAUGCACAGUGCCCUCCUUACCCUUAGGAAGUGAGCAUGCACAGUGUGUUUAGGAAGUCGUAUGCGUGCCCAUCUGAGGCUUUCUUCCCUUUCUCGGUGGUGUGCCCUCAGAAGGUCAUACUCCUUCAUUUUGUCUCUUAAUGCACAUGUCUAGAAAGUUACUUUCUUUUGGCAUCUGCAUUCUAUUAGCAGUUUAGUGCAACAGGUGUGGACCAUCAGGAAAUGGCGUCUCCCUGGCACAGGCUGCCAAUUUAUCACUUUUAGAGAGGCAAUGUGAUAAUUGCCCAACCAUUGCCUAACAUUCCUAGUGUGUGAGCUAGAGCCCUUUCCUGCCCCACUCAUGCCUAACUACCUGUAACAUAAGAAAGAUAACAUUCUCAAGGAUACCUUUUUUUCAGGCAGAUGAAACAGGAUAAGAAUUCAAGAGCAAAUAUCCAUGGUUUUUAAAUCUCUUAAGUUUCAAGCAGAAGAUCAAACACAGUGUGUAAGCCUGGAGAACUAAAAAUAACCUGUAAUUCAAGUUGACAUUGUGAGAUGUAUGUAUACAACCAUCUUCUACAAUCUAUGUACUUUCUUAAUAGUAUGUCUGAUGACUAGAAAUGUUCUUAAUUUUAAUUAAGUCCAAUUUAUAAAUUUGCUUUUAUGUUUAGUGCUUUUAUGUAUUUUUAAGGAGAUAUUUGCCUAUUCUGUCAUUCAGGAUCCAGUCAGAAGACAAAAAUCACACAGUAAUUUGAAUAGAGUUUAUAAAUAUAAAUACUUAUUAAUUUUGUAAGGAAAUCAACUUUAAAGAAGGUAAAGACAAUGAUGAGUAAUAUCCUAGAGAUAAGAGAGAUUAUUGAAAGAGAAAACAAACUUGGAAAAUGGGGAAGGUACUCCCCAAGCCCAAGGUUGAAACUUCAUUUGAGAGUGCAUAGUCUUAGCAUCCAGGAGGAUGCCAGAAAAGGUCAUUACACUGCAUGUGUUAAGAAAGACACCUCUGUGGGGAAUAGGUGAACCAAGGAUGAGAGACUAAGAUUCCUUUUCGGGACUGAGUAGUAGGAAGCACCAGGUGAGCUGAGGCUUGUAGGCAGGGAACUAUAGUUGGCAUUGGCAAGCAGAUGAUAACCCCCUUUGAAGUACAGGUGGGCAGCAAAUCACAGUUUGGACUGACAAGCUGGAAACACCCCUCCAGGGUCCAAAUAGGUUAUUUGGGAAGCCGGUCCCUAGAGUAAGUGCAAGACUCAGUAAGAGUCUAGUCAUAUGGGUAUUGUUGAAAUUUGAUAGGAUGAGUAUUACUAAAUAUUUCUCAUUACAUGCCUCUGAUUUUUGCACUGUAGAAGUGAGAAUAAUCAAAGAGAAGUACACAAGAACUUCUCCUACAAAUGUCCCUGCAGCACCCUCUGCUGGCCAAGUUUAACAUCAUGAAUCUGUGAAGGAAAAAAUGUCCAUUGAGCCCAGUUCCAUUGAUGCAGAGUAAGCAAUGAAGUCUAUAUUUGAAACUGGGACAAUAAAUAAAUAACUGACACAUUUACUGAUAUUAUCAAUGAUGUUCUUCUGUGUAAUUUUUGAAAAUUGUAAGGCUUUCCUUUUGAUAUUUCUAAAUACAACACAUGUAGAAUUUAUUUUUAUGAAUGAUGAGGUAAGGUCAAGGCAUAUUUUUUGAUAUGAAUACAUAGUUCAGUUAGAACUGUGUAAAAGAAAAUAAAAAUUGAAGGACCCCCCAAACUUGUGCAGAAGUGAAGACUAAGUCCUGAAGCUGAAUCAUUGCAACACUCUCUUCCACGUGAAUAACUGUUACUAACAUUAUAUAUCAGCUAGAUUGGAAAGGUAAAUGGCCUCAGGCAUCUGGGAAGGGCUGCCCACGGAUCAUUCGUAAGUAAAUUCUUUGCUUGCCUCCCAUAAACAAGGACACGCUAGUUGUAAAUUUAGGUCCACAAUCCAAGUCUAGCUCCUAAAACUCCACACCGAUUAUGUCACUUACAAGUUUAUCUUCCCAGGUGCAGAAAAGAGUCAAGAUUCAUUUUCUUCACCUACCCAGAGAUGACUACAUAAUUGAGUCUUCCUUUACUCCCUUUCUUGCUUCAGACAUUCACCUUAUCUUACAUAAAAUGUAGAUUUACUGAACACUAACUGAAGUCUCAGGAAUGUAAAUAUUUCCCCUACUGCUCAACCUACAUGCCUCCCCUUUCCCCCUUUUAAGGAAAUGGAUAAAUACACAACUUCCUGAAAACUUUUGUGGAAAUAGGCACAGAUGUGUUGGUGGCUUUUGUUUUUCCCAGAAAUGCCCUAAACCUGGCUUAAUAAAC